Molecule: messenger RNA, 2270 nt
Organism: Guillardia theta CCMP2712
Lineage: Eukaryota; Cryptophyceae; Pyrenomonadales; Geminigeraceae
Exons: 15
Coding region: 1-1950 (649 amino acids)
Biological process (GO): carnitine metabolic process
Cellular component (GO): mitochondrion
Molecular function (GO): carnitine O-acetyltransferase activity
Source: RefSeq, a predicted model, not a curated record
AUGGCUGAUAUUGAGAGUACGAUGGAUAAGAAACUUCAGGCAGCGCAGGAUGCGCUGAAGAAGGAACUCAACGGUCAAAUGCUCGGGAAUGAAGCCGCCCUUCCAAGGGUCAGCCCUGACAUUUGGAGGCAGCUCGAAGAAUCGAUCAGUGAUUUCUUACGCGCAGCUAAGCCUCUCUUGUCUCCUGCAGAGUUUGAAGAGACGCAGCAUCUCGCCAAGCAGUUCCUGCAGGAGGAGGGGCCUGUAAUUCACGACAAACUUCUUGAAUACGAUGCCAUGCCUGGCAUCAAUAGCUACAUAGAGAACUUCUGGGAGGACGCGUAUCUCACGCAACGGAGCUCCAUUGCCAUCAACACCAACCCCUUCUUUGUGCUCGAAGAUGAUCCUACUCCCUCGAGAACGUCACAGAUUGCGCGAGCAACAACGUUGGUCUGGUCGAGCCUCAAGUUCUGUCAGGGCGUGCGAGCCGGCGAGCUCGAGCCGGACAUGUUUCGCACCACUCCUCUUUGCAUGCGCCAGUACCUCCGACUGUUUGGCACUUGUCGCAUCCCGCGAGCAGCUCGAGACGACGUGAGGACGUGUGCAGAGGCGCGACACAUCGUGGUGAUGUGUCGCGGUCACAUCUACUGGUUCAACGUAUUAGAUGGCAGCGGCAGGCUCUGCAUCUCCGAGUCGAUCCUCCGCGAGACUCUCCGCUCUAUCCGCGAGGACAGCAUCGCCUUCACCCCCGAGCAGAACAUCAGCAACGCUGUUGGCAUCCUCACCAGCACAGACCGCGAGACCUGGGCGAGGUGCCGCGAAACUAUCUCCAGCAUGUCGGAGCACAACGAGAAGAGUCUGAGGAUCGUCGACGAGAGCCUCUUCGUCCUGUGCCUCGACGACAAUUCGCCUCAGAGCCCGGCCGACAUGGCCAAGUGCGCCCUACAUGGCACGUCGGUAGUCGAGUCGUUUAUGGGAAGCUCGGGGAUGCAAGUGGGGACGAGCAUUAACCGCUGGUACGACAAGAGUCUGCAGCUGGUGGUCUGUCAGAAUGGCGCUGCAGCGAUUAACUUCGAGCACUCGGUGAUUGACGGCUACACCGUGUUGCGCUUCGCUUCUGAUGUCUUCACUGAAACUAUCCUUCGGUUUGCCGGCAAGGUUGACCUUCAAGUCCUUGAGUUUGCCAACUACGGCAAAAAUUUUAUUGUCGACCAGAGAAUGUCACCGGACGCCUACGUGCAGAUAGCAAUGCAGGUGGCUUACUACCAGCUCUACAAGGAGACAGCCUGUACCUACGAAACGUUGAUGACAAAGAAGUUCUUCCACGGAAGGACCGAGGCUGGCUUUGUGGUCACGGAGGAGAGUACGCGUCUGGCUGAGAGUUUCGAUCGCAAUUCGCUCGAAGUCUCCAAGGAGCUACUCAAGAAGGCGCUUGACGCGCAUGUCAAGGUCGUCAAGCUUGGUUCCGAGGGGCGAGGAAUCCGUCAUCUCUAUGCCCUCAAGUGCCUCUCUGAACGAGGCCGAGCGGCCUGGUGGAGCCCCAGGCUUCUCGGAGCGACUUCAACGGUCACACUGCCGGACCUUUUCAAGGGAGUCGCAUGGAAAAAGCUUAACCGACAUGUCAUCAGCUCGAGCAACUGCGGUAAUCCAGCUCUCCGUCUCUUUGGCUUCGGGCCUGUUUGCGAGGAUGGAUUCGGGUUUGGCUACAUCAUCAAAGACGACAACAUGCAGAUUCUGCUGCUCACGUUUUUCAUCCUUCGCUUCCAGUUCUGCGUGUCGUCUUUUAACCGACAGACGUCGAGGCUCAUCGCAGCUUUGGAAGACACCCUGCUCAACUUCAAGAGGUCCCUACAGGGACAGACUACUCUGAUGCCGCUCUCUCCUGCUUACGGCUCCAUGAUCACCCAGAAGGCAACUACCUCCCAUCCAACCUCUUCUGCCUUGCUCUCAUCAUGUCAUCCCUUUCUCUGAGGCGAAGAAUUGACAAGCGUCUUCUCGCUCGUCAUGUUCUGCAGGAUGGAAGCAGCUCGUCGCGCUUGCUCCAGCUCCUUCUCCACCUGCAGGCGCAGCAACUAACCGUCAGAGGAUGUGAAAUAGAACGAGAGCCCACAAGAGAUGUGAGCGGGGAUGAGGGAGAGGGAUGUAGUAAGCAGGAAGGGGAUCACUGACAAGGACGAGGUGGAAAGAGCGAAGAGCAGAGGAAUGAGAGAAGCUUUUUGAUACCUGCUGUUUCUCCUGCUCAACUGCAAGUGCUUUCUCUGCUGCUUUGCUUCUAAAGCCUGAAGCCUGUC